AAUACACCCAACAUGAUCAUGAAGACCAAUAUUCUUAUUAUUUGCAUUCUCUUUGCUUCCCUUCUUUUAUCGCCCUCUUCGAUUCUCGCUCGAGAAUUGGCUGAGAGUACCGGAGGUAAUGGCCAAAUCGGGAAUCCCAACAACCCAGCAUUUCCAAUAAAGUGCGAUCCUAAGAGCUCGACUUACAGUCAUUGCAUAGGGCAAACCAAGCCAGAGCCGAAGUGUAAACCUAAUGGGGUCUACGCUCGAUGCCCAGGUACUGGCUCAUCUGGAAAACCCAAUAAUCCAGCAGUAAAACCAGGUACUGGCUCAUCCGGGAAUCCCAAUAAUCCAGCAGUAAAACCAGGUACUGGCUCAUCCGGAAAUCCCAACAAUCCAGCAGUAAAACCAGGUACUGGUCAACCAAAUGAUCCGACCAAAGGUCCAAUAACCAAGUGUGAUCCCGAGUCAAAAAAUUGCCUUGUGAAACAAAAGCCGAAGCCCAAGUGUAAUCCCUCGAACGUGUUUGAACGUUGCAGCCCACCUCAAGACCCAUGAAUAAGCCAUGCAUAAUUAAUUAUGCUGUGUAAUCAACGUAUGAAUUAAGCCCAAGUGGGACUGUGGGACGCUUAAUUAUUAAUUAAUUACCACGACAGCCGACAGGGACGGUUGAGAAUAAUGGGCCGUUAAUUAUGUAGUUUGCUAUAUAUAUGUGUGCAAUCAAUAAAAAUAGAUCGACGAUCUGUUUAUUUUCUUA
Messenger RNA from Alnus glutinosa, 736 nucleotides. RefSeq lists its product as uncharacterized. NCBI's taxonomy places the organism in Eukaryota, Viridiplantae, Streptophyta, Magnoliopsida, Fagales, Betulaceae. Bases 13 to 537 code for a protein of 174 amino acids. The transcript has 6 exons. The record is from RefSeq and is a predicted model, not a curated record.